Messenger RNA from Macrosteles quadrilineatus (aster leafhopper), 2671 nucleotides. RefSeq names its product alpha-taxilin. The record is from RefSeq and is a predicted model, not a curated record. Lineage: Eukaryota; Metazoa; Arthropoda; Insecta; Hemiptera; Cicadellidae. Gene Ontology annotation, molecular function: syntaxin binding. Bases 178 to 2151 code for a protein of 657 amino acids. The transcript has 10 exons.
AUCUCUGCUAACGUCUGGCGAGUCUAGCUGCGACACUUUUAGUUUCUUUUAACCCUUUCUGAGUUUUUAUCAAAAGUGCGAAGCUUUCUUGAUUGCCGGUACGACACAUUGUGUACAACUACCUACGUUUGUUGGAUACGACGUAACCUGUUGAUGAGAUACUGAAGAAAUAAUAACAUGGAUGGCUGUAAAACUGGUUCAGAAACUGUUACCUCGAAUAAUAACCCAAGCCAACCUACAGUACCAGUAGCUGUUCCUGAUGUACUGAGUCAAGUGCCUGUUUCUGUCAGUGAUACUGCCAAAGUAGAACCUUCACCGACUACUGUCAGUACUCCGACAGCAAAUGAAUCAUGUGUCAAAUCUGAAUCUCAAACCUCAUCUCCUGCGGCGAAGUGUUCACCUCAAGUUGCUAAACCAGCUGUUCCUGCUCAACCGAGUACUGUUGCUGGGACUCCAAGGCCGACCUCUUUGCCAUCAGCAGCAAGUGAAGCUUCAGUUAAGAAUCGAUCCUCUAGAGAUGAAAAAUCUCGCAAGAAAGAUGAUAAGAGCGUAGACCAUGUCUUAAGAGCAUUAAAUAGCUUGCAUACCACUGAAGAAAAACUUGCGGCCAUGUGCAAGAAGUACGCUGACAUUUUUGAUGAACAUAGAAAACUGCAGUUGCUUCACAAGCAGACUGAAAAGAGAUGUAGCAUGCUGCAGAGAGAGAAGGAACAACUGCAGACUGAACAUAGCAAAGCUAUCUUGACCCGCAGCCGACUGGAGAACUUGUGUAGAGAGCUGCAGCGACAGAACAAGGCUAUUAAGGAUGAAAGUCUACUUAAAAUCAGGGAGGAAGAAGAAAAGCGAAAAGAAGUAUCAGCCAAGUUUCAAACCACCAUGAACGAAAUAACUACUUUAAUGCAACAAAACAAUGACAAAAACAUGAAGCUGAGAGAUGACAAUAUAGAUAUGACCACCAAGCUGAAGAACAUAUGUGAGCAAUAUGAGAUUAGACAGCAGCAAGUAGAGAGAAUCAGCAAGCAGAUGCAGUUGGAGCAGCAGCUGGCUGAUGCCAAGUUGGCCAAACUCAAGAUGGAGAUGGCGGCUGAGCGAGAGAUGCUAUUGAGAGAGAAACAACAGCUGUUACUGGAGAUCCAACAAUAUCAACAACGGUGUACUGAGUUCCAAGCCACAGAAGUCAAUCUCCGCAACCAGAUCUCAAUGUAUAACGACAAAUACGAUGAAUUCCAGAAGGCGUUGGCCAGAAGCAAUGAUGUUUUUGGAGGGUUCAAAGGAGAAAUGGAAAAGAUGUCCAAGAAGAUCUGUAAGCUGGAGAAGGAAACGUCGUCGUGGAAGCAGCGCUGGGAGAGGAGCCACAAUGCCCUGCUAGAGAUGGCUGCGGACAAGCAGAAGUCUGAACAGGAGUUGGCUGUUGUGUCACGACAGCUGGUAACACUGCAGGGGCUGUGUCGUACACUGCAGACGGAACGGACCACCAUGCUGGCCAAACUGAAGGCCUUCCAAGCUGGCGGACCCGAACCUCCUGAGAAACUGGUUAGCUCAGUGGAGAAGUGCACCAAAAAGUGUGAAGCCUUAAACCAAGACAUGAAUCACGUCAUGGAAAACAACAGCAAUCCGGUUCUAGACAGUUACACAAAAGACAUCCUGGACUCGUUCAAAGAGAGUGUUGCGGCAGAAAUUAAUGCAGCAAUGGCUGCUGAAACUAAUGCAGCAACCAACAAUGCCUCUAACAAUGCCGUCAAUAAUACAUGUGUAACUUCACCGACAACAAUGCCUAAUCCCUUACCUGAUGUUGUGGGUGAUACAAAUCAGAUUGUGGACAACAGCCCGGAUGUUAACAACGGAGCUUGUCCGCGACUGGAGAAUCUCUCUAUAACCCCUGGUGCGCCUGAAAACUCAAUUCCGACUGCGGUCAAUACUGAAACAGUGCAGGAAAGUGUUAGUGGCACUGAAGUGAAGGAAACAUCAACCCAGCCUUCGGUCAUAGUGGAGAACUCAACUCCUGUUGUCAACGGGGAUGCUCAUAUAGAAAGUUCUUCAUCUGAACCAAAUACUCAAUCUGAUACUCCCAAGUCGCCAGCUAAAAACAGUCCGAAGUCGACGGACAGUGGGAAAAAAGUAAAGGAAGCAAAUAAGAAGAAAAAGAAAUAAUGAAUGUGAAAAUCCUGUUCCAGUAGUUAAAACUGAAGAAGUCGGCAUUUCUCAAGUAUAAUGUCAGAAGAGGUUCUUCAUUGCAGCACCAGUAAUUCUAAAAUGUUUCAUUGCGUUUGUUUUUGUAAUAUCUGGCUUCAUAUUUAUUUAAAAACUAUUUCUAAGCAUAAACCAUUCAAAAAGAUAAUUCGGCUAUGGAAAUAUGUUAUAACUUCAAAAUUUGUAUCAUCACUAUAAUGUGUAUUAUUUAUUUAUAUGUUUAUAGAAUUAAUUCCCUCAUGCAAACAUUACAUGGGAAAACUAUCGUUUUCUUGUAAGGUGUUUUCACCAUUGUAGUUAGAGUGUUUUUUACUGAAAAAUAUAAGAAAAAUAAAUAAAUUUGUUGCUUGGAUAAAUUAAAUUUGAGGUUGUAGUUUGAGAUGUUUUGUAUUAAUUCUCGAGUAUGUUUGUUGAAAAUUAUAGUAUUAUGAGAAUUGGACGAUAAGAUAUACGACUGAUUUAAUAAAUAUUAUUUGAGUAA